Toxoplasma gondii ME49 is the source of this 2931-nucleotide messenger RNA. RefSeq names its product myosin regulatory light chain, putative. Gene Ontology annotation, molecular function: myosin heavy chain binding; calcium ion binding. Gene Ontology annotation, cellular component: myosin II complex; cytoplasm. The record is from RefSeq and is a predicted model, not a curated record. Lineage: Eukaryota; Apicomplexa; Conoidasida; Eucoccidiorida; Sarcocystidae. The coding region runs from base 1308 to 1928 and encodes 206 amino acids. The transcript has 7 exons.
CGCUCUCCCACCCUACUCCAGUGCUGCGGCUUCGAGCCGAAGAAGGGCUUUUCAUCUGCUAGAAAUCAUUGCAGUGUCGAAGUGCAGUAUGGACCGCCACCGUGUCUGUAGCUCUGAAAUGAAAGGUGCAGGGACAGGGAUUCAUGCUGGAGGUUAUACCGGUGCUUCCUGACGGAGCACAUAGACAGUUGAUGCUUCACUGGUAAGUCGACACUGCGUAACAAUAGUGGAAAUGUCUGAAUUAACGAGUGUCUGAUAAGCCAAAGUCUACCACUGCAGUGGCAGUGCGCCACGUGAGACUUGACAACAGACGGGCAGAUCGGAUAGUGUCACUUCUGUGCGGGAAGACGAUGUAAUCCUUCGACGUCAUUGGCCAGCAGCCAGAAAGCAGCUCUGGGUGCCAUGUUGCAGCAAUUUUGGGACUACUGCCUUUCCUGGUUGACUGUGUUACUGCCUUGAACUCUAAUCUGCCCAGAUGCAAUUGCGUUGCGCCAUGCUGCCGUCUGAUUGAGUGUCUCAUCUGUGUCCGUUCGGAAAAGUGUAACGGUUUCCUGCAGGGAAGAAAACUGCUCCUUAAGGAACAAGUCUGCUCCUUAAGGAACAAGUCUGGUGCGACGUUAGUCGCGCAAGCACACAUUUAGGUCCUUGAUGGGGGUGAAUUUGGCUUCCGUUUUCUACCAAUUAGAUGCCGCGGUAUCAAAAGGCUCUUCAAAUCCACUAGCAAUCACUGAUGCAUGUCGGCACACAACUGGUUUCACCAGUAUGUCCUGUAUCCCUAUGCCUGCAGUCAUCGUGGCAUUCUGCUGAUUCCUUCACUGGCCUAGCUCCACGGUGUCUGGUCGUAAACCAAGCGUGCGCGUCCUUCGUUGAGCCAUGUAUGUGUCUGUGAGUGUUUGGUGCACAAUCCGUGUUCUAAGUUGCUGAGAUCGUUUAUGAUCUGUAACAAACUUCUUGCCCCGAUUCUGUCAUAGCAUUCAUACACCCCCCUCUAUGCACGGUGACGGCAGAGUAGCUAGCUGAGACCGGAGAAAAAGCGUGUUUCUUUGCAUGGGCUGCGGUCCGUCAAGACGAGACUGAGAGUCUUGAUGAAGGAUCGAUGCAUCACUGGCAAUUGUGCGAAAACAUGUCUUUACUGAAGUACAUUUUUGUUUAGGUAGCAGUUUACCUUUUUUCCUUAAGGGUCUUUGUGGUCUUGCUCGACCUUUUUAUCGUCAAUCCGGGCGCGGCCACCGCAAGUGCUCGGAUUCUCGUCGCUUCCUCGCAGAUUGAAAGGUGAUAAAGUUCGUUGAGACGUUCUGGGUGUCAAGAUGAGCAACGUCGUUCGACCUAUCAAGCUCCAAGAGCAACAUCUCCGUCUCAUUUACGACGACUUUCGUCUUCUUGACGAGAACCGUGACGGCUACAUUGACCACAGCCAGUAUGCCACACUGGUACGCGCUCUAGGUCAGACUGUGUCUGACAGCGAAAUUGAUCGAUCUUGGAAAAUUGCACUUGAAGAGCAACGCAAACAGAAUGAAGAAACUAAAGCUGCUCUUGAAAAAAAGGAGGCACUGGCGAAGAAGGAAGCUGCAGGAACGCUCGGACUCCCGAAGAAACAGCCGCCGUCUGGCCCUGUAGCCCCUCCUCCAAAUGAAAUAAACUUUCAAGUCUUCACAAAGGUGUUUGCGGAUAACUACAAUCCGGUAGUAUCCGAGAAGGUCCUCCGUCAAGCGUUUCAGCUGUUCGACCCCAAAAACACCGGAAAGCUCUCUGUGCAACAGUUGCAAGAAAUCGUUACACACAGGGCAGAGCCUCUGUCGAAAGCGGAGUUCGACGAGCUGCUUCUCCUCGCGGGGCUCGACGGGCAAAGAAACUUUGAUUAUUCUCAGUUAGCCAAGAAACUUCUCACGGGUCCUGCUGGAGUCGCAACAGUCAAUGCAACUCGAUAAGGGAAGACGCAUGCAGAUGUAAUUUGCUGUACUUGUCGAUAAUUCAAAUUGAAAAGGAGAACGCGACAGAGACGACGAUGGACAACGAAAGGGAUGAACUACGAUGAAGUCCUGGAAAAUCCGAGUAGAAAAACAAGGGUGCGACUGCUGUAAAACUCUACACACUCCUUUAUAGGGGAUAUCGCGAGACACAGCUACAUGCAUCAUCCCAGGGGAAGCAAGCCCCCUAAAUAUGUGAUCAGAACCAGGUGUUAUUGUCAUGUUAUUCCAUGAUUCGCCCUCUGCGUUUCUCGGAGCAAUCCAUAUUCUAUUUUUGGUGUCUUCCGCGUGUUCCAUCGCGUCACACUCCCUCCCUAUCUGAUCUGUAUGUGUCUUCUUUUCGCUUAUGUGGUCUUUGUCUUGCGUAUUUCCCUCUACUUUACCUCUCCUUCUUGUCUUCCCCACUUGCUUUUUCUGUCUUUUCUCUCAUCCGUCUCUCUUCAGUAGUCAGUUUCCUUGUCAAUCGAAAAGGAGCGUUUUUUGUACGCUGACAUUAAUCUCCCGUUAGCAAAAACGGAAAGCAAUAACUCUUUGUAGCGGACAGCAGGGACGUGCGCCUACUGCAGAACUGCAUUCCCCUUCGCGCAUAAAGCAAUGCACGUAUCCACAUGCUUCUAGAUAUUUUAGCAAAACACACCUCCAGACGUGGAACUUUACAGAGGUAAACCUCUAUGAUAUAUGAGUGUGUGUAUAUACUGACAAGAUUGUAACUUAUGACCCCUCGUACCCUGAGGCCAGAUCGUUUGUUUGAGUAGAUUUAAACGUACAGGAAAUGAGGUUAUCGCAUUGUAACUAUAGCAUUUCUAUAGAGCAAUGCCAGCACCUCCCUAUCAAAACGUGUAUCAUGAUUCUAAAAUGUAACUUCAGAAUACGACUGUGAACCCGAAGCGAGAUUGCCGCGUGCGUGGCAUGCUCAGCAAUGCGCUGAGGAUGUGGUUACUCUAAAGAUUUGCUCCUUUUGCGU